UCAUAUUGUUUUAUUUCGUGCUUGCAUCAGAAAAAGAAAAAUAAAAAGUUUUAAAACAUAGUUCAUAUCUUUUGCAUAUUUGGUUUUAAUUGUUGCAUCUUAAAGAAAAUUCAAAAAAAUCAGCAUUAUUUGUUUCCAUAUUUUCUUUCCAUUUGUUUCUCAUUACAUUCCAUUGUAAUUAAUUUCGAGCUUGCAUCCAGAAAACCAAAAGAAAAAUAAUUUUUUGCAUAGUUUAUUUCAUUUUGGUUCAGAAUUGCAUAUUUUCUCGGUUUAGUUUAAGUGUCAUUAUUGCAUUUGAUUUAUUUUGGUUCAACCAGAAUUUCUCUAUUCUUCACUUGAUCUUUGAGAUUGUUUGCAGGAAGAAAUGGGAGUGAAAGAACAAGGCCAAACUAUGGAGGCCACACUGAACCAACAAUUUGCAGCUCUACAAAAGCUCAAAAAUGAGACUGCUCGGUUGGAGAAAGGAACCAAAACACUAGGCCAACGUCCACAGCCAGGAAAAAGAAGAUUUGGAGAUGUAUCAGAGGCUGUCUAUGUCGAGCCUAAGCCACCAGAUCCUUCAAGGAUCAAUCAUACUCCAAUUUCUAAAACCCACAACCAUCAUGUUGUUAAUUCUCGGUUUGAUUAUAACUCUUUUGCUGAUAAAGUUGAACUCUUUAAAUUUUCAGGAAAAGAAGGUUAUCUUAGAUGGGAAAGAAACCUUGAUAAGUGGUUUCACUACAACAACAUCCAGAAAAAGGAGAGGUUGUCUUAUGCCAUUGAUCAACUAAAAGAUGAAGCUUUUAAAUGGUGGGUACAAGAAGUAGAUGAUAGGUGGUUUUACAAGGAGCCAACUAUCAAAACGUGGAGAGAUCUUAAGGUAAUCAUGAGAUAUGAGUUUGCACCAGAGAUUAAGAGUUCUGAUAUCCAGGAAAUAUAUCCAAGGAGAUAUCAAACUCAGGGUUCCAAAGAAGCAAGGAAAGAUGUAGCACAAGAAGGUCAAAGAGGCUUGCUUCAGCAAGACAAAUUUCAGCCAAACCAGGGGCACGCCAUUGUCCAUUGUUUAGACCAGAAGAGUGACAUCACAAAGGCCACGGAGAUAAGUAGAAGUGUCAGCAAAAACACUUUGAUCAGAACCAAAGCAAAACCAAUGCUAGAUACUAUGCAAGUAAAGGCUAAGGUAAGUCCUACACAUGAUAAUUUGGUUCAUGAAUCAUCUACCACUUGUAUGAUGCACUUGUCUUUGUCCAAGAGUAUUAAUACAUGUAUUAAAGAGCAAGAAUUCAAAGGAGAUGAACCACCAGGCGUGAAUCUUGUGAGGGACCAGAAGAUAGUUCAAGACACAAAGCAGUCCAUGAUGCUUAAUAAAGCAAAAACAGUAUUAGAAGUAUCACACCAAGGUAAGUGUUUAACACCAUCUUUAGAUGCUAACACUGAUGUGUGUGUACUUGGAACAGGGAGUAAAAAUGAAAGCUAUAUGCUUACUAAGGAACCAGACCAUAAGGUAAGUCAUGAACCAUCUCACAUGAGGAAACCAAAAUCUGAACAAUUGAUUGUUCAAAUUCCAAAACCUAUGGUAAGUUUCAUUUUUGAUCAGCAUGUUCUUAAUAUUUCCAUGAAGAGAUUAAUGCACUUGUCUUGUCCAAGAGAAUGUGAAAUAUUUUCAGGAACCAAGGGGGAGUACACAGCCCAAAAAGAAGAAACACAAUCCAUGAAGUUACAAGAUGCUGAAUCAAUGCCAUUAGAAUCAGCCCCAAUGAUGAAUAGAACUGAGGCUACCAGAAGUGUGGAGUGCCAUCAACCUCAGAAGAGAUGCAAUGCCAAAGUACAUAGCAGAGGCGUGAUCCUAUCAUAUCUGCUGAAAGAAGAACCACCUGAUGCACAGCCCAUCCCCAAACCGAAACAAUACCAAGGAUAUAAAGUUUCGAGGUCGAAACCUUGUCAAGAUGGAGGAGAUGUUGUGGUCACAAAAUCCAUGGUUCGACCAGAGUCUCAUCAAACCUUCCAAACCGGCCACUUUGGAGAUACCAACGACAUAGGUCCAAUCCCAGGCGAAUAUCUCAACAACCAGAAGGUCUUUUGUCAUGAAUCCAAAUUUCCUAGAAGGCCAAUUCAUCAAGGAUUCACUGAGGCUUGGAAUUACAAGAAACUCUUCACGGAGGAAGAAGUUAUGAAUUUUACAAACCGGAGGUUCUCCAGCCAGUCCAUCUACGAGCACCAGACUUUAGAAGAUGAUUUCAGCCCAACCAUGAAGAGGCCCUUUCCAGAAUCAAUCAUGGGCUUCAAGAGGGAUUCAUUAUCUAUCCAUAGAGUCCGGAAUCAGGCGAAUUGGUUCAGGGAAUACCAAGAUACAAUCAAUUUCCCAAAACCAGUCAAACUGACAUUAAUUUGGGAAAGUUGUCAACCAAUUCGAUUUGGUCCAUACCAGACUUAUCUACGGAGUCCAGGAGACCAUCUUAACCAUCCAGAAGACAUUUAAGACGUCCUCAGCUGCACCAGCACCGAGGAGAUCAGGAGGAUCUUCAUUUGCACCAACCUUCCAUUUUUGGCAGCAUUGACACUAAAUGCCUUAAAUGAGUUUCUUCUUGAAAUCUUGCAAGACCACCGGCCAUAUUCUACAUUAAGAAGAUUCAGAGACACAUCAGGAAGACUUCAAGAUCAUGGCCACGUUCAGAAGCUAUCAAGAUACAAGUCCCCACAAGUUUCCCAUUUGGAAGAAAGCAUAAAUCAAGCUAGAGGAAGAUUCCAUGGAGCCAUCAAAGCCCUUGCUUCCAAGAUUUUUAUUUCAAGUUUAUUUCUUUCCUUUAGUCAUUUUUAGACUGUUAGAGAGUCCCAAGGUCGAGCCUAUAUAAGCUCAUUUAGUUUGUCUUUGUUAAU
Molecule: messenger RNA, 2856 nt
Organism: Raphanus sativus (radish)
Lineage: Eukaryota; Viridiplantae; Streptophyta; Magnoliopsida; Brassicales; Brassicaceae
Exons: 2
Coding region: 365-2458 (697 amino acids)
Source: RefSeq, a predicted model, not a curated record